This is a messenger RNA of Dendroctonus ponderosae (mountain pine beetle), 1760 nucleotides long. It is a transcript of the gene Fpgs1, whose product is annotated as folylpolyglutamate synthase, mitochondrial. The transcript is spliced from 9 exons. Gene Ontology annotation, biological process: tetrahydrofolylpolyglutamate biosynthetic process. Gene Ontology annotation, molecular function: tetrahydrofolylpolyglutamate synthase activity; ATP binding. Lineage: Eukaryota; Metazoa; Arthropoda; Insecta; Coleoptera; Curculionidae. The record is from RefSeq and is a predicted model, not a curated record. Gene Ontology annotation, cellular component: cytosol; mitochondrion; cytoplasm. The coding region runs from base 237 to 1709 and encodes 490 amino acids.
AUAUUCUUUCGUAGCCUUAAUCGAUCGAAGUAUACGUAAUCUAUAAAAGUAUUUGAUAUAUUUACUUUAUAUUCUCAAAACACAUUUGAUUCCCCGACAACCUUUUGAACUGUUGAAUGCGUAAAGUUGAAUCCAGAGUGAUAGUGAUAACCGUUCGCUUUCUUCAUAUCAAUUUUAACUGUUUGCCCUUAUAAUUAUCAGGAAUUAAUGAUCUUUUCGAGUCUAUAUCUAAAAGUAUGGUUAUGUUGGGUCAUGGCUUGUGCAAUUUUUCGAUAAAUUACAGGAAAGUUUCUCAGUUAGUUAAAAGUGGCAGUAUCAUGGCUAGCAAUUACGAGAAGGCGGUUGAGACACUUAAUAAGUUGCAAAGUAAUGCGGAAUAUAUCAAACAAGCUAAAAUCAGGAACAAUCCUCAGAACAACUUACUGGAAAUGGAAAAAUUCCUCAAUAGGUCAGGACUAUAUUUUGACCAGUUGGACAAACUACCCGUUAUUCACAUUACCGGAACGAAUGGCAAAGGAACAACAUGUUCCUACUGUGAAAACAUUUUGCGUAAUCACGGAUACAAAACGGGAUUUUUUUCCUCUCCUCAUUUGAUUGAAGUGCGUGAAAGAAUCAGAUUGAAUGGAAUACCGAUUUCUCAGGAUGAUUUUGCGAAACAUUUUUGGAGAAUUUAUAAUCAACUGGACAAAGUCAAGAGCGCUUCCUAUGAUAUGCCGCUAUAUUUUCGAUUUCUAACAUUGAUGGCUCUUCACAUUUUCAUCUCAGCGCAAGUGGAUGUUGCUAUAUUAGAAGUUGGAAUUGGAGGCGAAUAUGAUUGCACCAACAUAGUAAGAAAAACCUUGGUUGCUGGUAUAACGCCUUUAGAUAUAGACCAUACGUUGUUAUUGGGCAACAGCAUAGAAUCCAUUGCAUGGAACAAGGCAGGAAUAAUGAAACCUAACGCGGAAGUUUUCUGUGUUCAGCAACCAGAGGCUGCAAUGAAAGUUCUUAAAGACAGAAGUAAAGAACGCAAAUGUAACUUUCAUGUCGUUGAAGACCACUACACAUAUAAUAAAGUUUCCAGAAUACCUUUACAUGUUUUGCGAACCAACGCUAGCUUGUCACUUUCUAUUAGCGAAGCUUUUAUGAAACUGCGACCUAAUCAUAACAAAUUUAAUUUAGAGAUGGCAAAACAAUCUAUAGAACAUACACAAUGGCCUGGUCGUUAUGAAAUAAUUCCCAGGAAUAAUUCAGUGUUUUAUUUAGAUGGCGCCCAUACGGAAGACAGUAUGCAAGUUUGCUCGGAUUGGUUUCUUUCGAAAACAGGCCAAGACAACAGGAAACGAGUUCUGAUAUUUAACGUGAUUGGGCAAAGAGAUCCCGAAAAACUGUUGAUUAUACUACUAAAAUGUGAUUUUGAUAUUGCCAUUUUUACGACGAACAACUUUGACGAUGAUUAUCUGAAAAACGCUGUUAAUAAGAAUACUGCGGACAAUAAGGAUGUAAUCAACCCAGCUCCCUACCACAAAGAACGUUGCAGCGAAAAUGCAAAAGUGUGGCAAUAUUUGAACUCUAGCGCUACGGUCCAUAUGUUUGAGAGUUUUCCUCAAGCUGUAAAGUUUUUAGAGAACCAUACCGAUACACAGUUUAACGUGCUAGUGACCGGCUCAAUACAUCUCUUAGGCGCUGCGUUGUUUGUAUUAGACCGCACGUUGAAAGGACUGUUAUAAAACAGAAGAUGUAAUUAAGUUAAGUUUGGAAUAUACAUAUUAUAAUUGUUU